Molecule: messenger RNA, 2913 nt
Organism: Mercenaria mercenaria
Lineage: Eukaryota; Metazoa; Mollusca; Bivalvia; Venerida; Veneridae
Product: golgin subfamily A member 6-like protein 22
Exons: 3
Molecular function (GO): GTP binding; GTPase activity
Source: RefSeq, a predicted model, not a curated record
GAUGAAAUGGAUAAGUUAUGGAAUGAUGCAAAAGAACACAACGGUAAAUUAAUAAUUGAAUAUUGUCAUACUCAACUGAAAGAAUCGUAUGCCGAAGUAAUUGGAGAAAAAAGGCAAAAUGGGGACUACCUUGUUCCUGGUGGAUACGAGGAUUAUAAGUAUGAUAUAGAAAACACGAAGAGGAAAUACAAAACGAAAAUGGAAGAGACUGAGGAAUAUAUAGUGACGCAGACACUUAAUAAAUUUAUAGCAGACGAAGCAGACUACGAAAGUGAGGUUAUGAUUAAUGACAAGAAACUUACAGAAGAAGAUAGGAAAACUGAAAUUGAAAUGAUUCAAAGAGACAACCAAGAAGCAUUGCUGAAACAGCAAAUGUUAUUUAAUGACAUGAUGGCAGCAGAAAAACAACAAAUACAGGAACAUUAUAGGAUAAUGGAGGCGGACAGAAAAGCGUACAUGGAAAGGGAAGACCAAAAAAUGAAUCUUAUUAUGAAACAGUGGCAAGAAGAAAAAGAACUAAAUCAACUGCAGAUACAGAUGAUGAUGAAUGAAAACGAAAAACAGCGAAAUGAAUUUAAAAAAGAAACGAAACAACUACAUGACGAAAUGCGUGCAAAAGAGAAAGAAAACAGAGAACGGUAUGAUCGACUUAUAGCGCAAGAGAGGGAAUUCAGUAAACUGCAAAUUGACAAAAUGAAUGAUAGUAUGCGAAAUAUGUUGGCAAUUAGUGAAAAGAGGGAAAUGGAAAAUAUGAAGUUUAUGAAAAGUGUACAGACAAGUCUAAAGGAUUUUCAAAAGAAACAAGUCGAAGAAAGAAGAAUUGCUGAAAACUUGCGAAGAGAGAAAGAAAGAUUCGAUGAUUUGAGACAUCAGGACAAGCUGAAAUUUGAAGCUGAUUUGCAGCAAGGAAGAAUGGAGUCAAAUGCACAACGUGCAGAAAUACAAAGACUUAGGAGACAAAUGAAUAAUCAAAGUAGUUGUAACGUAUGCUAACAGUAUUUCCAAGAAGCGUAAAUAUAAAUAUACAGAUUUAACCUCUGCUGAGCACAAAUUUAUGUCUAAAACAUAGUGAUAUCCGCUCUCAAGAGGUUUGUACUAUAUUUGUGUAAGUUUUACCGAUGCAAUGAAUGAAUUGAUGCAUCUAUGUUUAUAUAAUUGAAAUGCAGAACAUAAUGUUAAAGGUUAAUGGCAUAUUUUCAAUCACAUAGAUGCAUAUAAUGAAUUUGGAUGAUAAUAUGCUCAAUGACAUGUAUCGUUGAUCAACACAUUAGAGGAAUUAUUAAGGUAUUGGGCCACUAAUAGUAAUGUUUAAAGAAUGGCAUUUGCUUGGUAUAUUCUUAAAGCUGACCGUGUUUCGCACUUUUUGCAAUUUUUAAACAACUUUUACCGUGCCGUUUUUUUUUUUGUAAAUUUUGUAUAGUUCAUGAUAUUUCCUCAAGCUCAAGUAGAGACAAAUUUCAAAGUGAUGGCCAAUAUCCAAAACGUUCGCAGAUAAUUCAUUUUGCCUGUAAAUUUGAUAAAAAAACAUCAAACUAUUGGUAAACAAUUAUAAAGCACAAAAUAAAACUGUCAAUAUAAUUUUUUCUAGGGUGCCUUAAGUAAACGGAUUUAAUGAGACAGAAUUCUAACUCCAACAUUGAAAAAUUAAGGUCGAAUCCUGCGGGUCUGUUUUGAAUUUUGCUCACUUUAUUCAAAAAUAACCUUGGGACAGAAGUAAAACUUACCUACAUUUCUUCCACAAUAUGUAAUCUAAAGAGUUAAUGCAAAAUAGAGAAUUUUUACCGCAUGUAACUCAGUAUUUUUGAAGAUGUCUAACUCUACCCUUUCUGUUUCAGAGAAAAAAUCACUUUGAAGAGCAAGAAAUUGCUUAUAAAAUGAUUUUUUCCCACUCUUGUACAAUAAAUCAAUAAUAAGUCUUGAAAGAAGUAAACACUUACUAGAAAAAAAAUCCAAAAAUUUUGGUCACAGUGGGGCUUGAACCUACGCACCCCUGAAAAUUGAAGUCAAUUUAGUUUUAUGGUAGUAAUUGAAUACUCUUCAAAAAGGAGGUACUUUAUUACAUGCCUAAUACCUUAAGAACUCGGUCUGUUAAAUUUGAUAUAUGAUUGUUCAACCUUUCUGUAAAUUAAUAAUAACCAGCAUAACUAGUGUAUUAUGUAUUUCUGUUUCUUACCCACAAAUAUCAAUUUAAUACGUUAUUGUGUUAUUGGUGUUAUGUUUAUUUAUAGGGCAACAUAGCUCAGUAUUAGUUUUGGAUAAAAUGCAGAUAUUAAUUGAAUAAAAGCAAAUCGUUUUGUGAAUUCGAAUCCUCUUGAGGAUUUAUUUUUCCCUUUCGUUUUCAUUUUUAUUCUCAUAUUUACGUUUCUUUCUGUGAUGGUUUGUUUUUGCACAUAUGUCUUUAUAUAACAUUAUAUUAUGCUCAUUAUUAGCUUAAGUGCAUGAUUUAAUUGAUAUCAUCUUUAAUAUGAUGCCUUUCUCCUCUGCCACAUCGACUUUAAAUAUUGUCACAGAGUACAUGAAGGAAUCUAAAUGAAAUGAAAUAAAAUGAAAACAAUGCAAACAUGAAAUAAGAAAUAAAUGUCAAUGCUGAGUUCCGAACCCACACGGCAAAAGAUCUGUGUAACAUGGACAGUAUGCUUUACUUCUGAGCUAAUUUGGAAUUGGUACACAUACAUGUACUAGAAAUAUUUAGAUUUUAACAUGUUAGAAAAAUGUUGAAUUCCCUAUGUUUCAUUUUAAUCUAUUUAAAGUCAUGUUUGUAAAUAUCAAGUUAUCGUUGGGGAAUAGUAUAUUUAUUAGUUUCAUGUUAGUGCAUGCCAUUUAACAAAAGAAAACAACAACAGUUAAAUCUAAAAGCGUUUUUUGUAUGUUUACUGACUUGUUUAAAGUAUCAACUCAACAUGUUGUUUUUCU